ACGCAACCAAAUAGCACCAAUUUUGCAAUUCACUUGUUGUCCUCAUCAACCUCUCCCUCCUCUCUUACAAAGCCCAUCCAAAACCAAAUCCUCACCAUUAAAAUUCACUCUCUCCUUUCAUCAUCAUCAUCACGCACAAACAAGACAACGAGAGUGAGAAUUGGAGUGUAGUGGAAUUGCAGAGACCAUUUCGAUGAUGGAAAUGGCUCAGGUUGGUGUGCGAACCAGAGCUCGUGCAGUGGCAUUGGCAGCGGCGGCUGCUGCUGCCUCUACUGGCACUGCAAGGAAAAGGAAAGUGAAUAAUCGAGAACUGAUGAUGUCUACAUCACAUAUUGAACUCAGGAGUACGUCCAGAAGACGGGUCAUAAUUACGCCUGAGAAAUCAGUUUCAGUUUCAGUUUCACCGGAAAUAAAUCCAGGUCACCGGACUUUAAUUCAAGACAGAUGCUCUAGCCCUAGCUCGCAUCACGCCUCAGCUUCUUGCUGCUCGAGUAAUGGAUCAAGUGAUCAUAGAAUUAAUAAAUUCGCAGAUCUGGAGGCUGAGAGCUUUGAAGUUGAAACGUCAGGGUAUUAUAGCUGUAGAGAAAGGAGAGAAACCACGCCGUCAAGCCAACUUCGAGCAGAAUCAUCAGACGAAAUGGAUUCGACAGCGAGACCAUCAUCGGCGGCUAAUUCUCGCUGCAGAUCAACGGCUGAGAGGAUGCCAACGGAGUCUGAGCUGGAUGAUUUCUUCACGGAAGCCGAGAAGAAUAUCCAAAAACAAUUUGCAGACAAGUAUAACUAUGAUAUCGUUAAGGACAAACCAUUGCAAGGACGGUACGAGUGGGUGCUAUUAAAGCAGUAAUGGAAACAAAAAAAAAAAAAAAAAAAGCCCCAACAAAAAAGUAGAAGAGAAACAGUUAAUGGCUUCUCAUCUCUGAUAAUUUUAUCAUCACUUUAGGGGUUUACACAGAGAAUGCUUCUUUCUGCAACGGAGAGGAAAGUUUCGAAAAUUGUAAAAUCCAUUUGGUGAAGACCAAACAGUUGAAUAACGAAAGUUAUUGUCUUUCUAUUCUUUUUUUUUUUUUACUUUAAUGUCGAUGCCUCUUUUCUCUCUCUCUCUCUCUCUCUCUCUCUCUCUCCCUCUCGAUUUUCUGCAUCUUUCUCUGCAAUUUUCUUCUGUUUGAUUCACUCUGUACCAUAUCAGAGUUUCGAUUUUAUCUGCAUUUGCUUCCUUUCUCUUCAUAGAGAAAAAACAGGAAUCUUUUUUGCUCGUCGUUUUCCUUUAAAAUCCUGUAUUUUUCUCUCUUUUGGAUUCUUUUGGAUAUCUCUUCAUUUAUUGAGUACUGGAAUUUUUCGUAAUAAAAAUCAGAAGGGGAAAAACAUCUGUUAGAGAGAGAGAGAGAGAGAUCGAGAGGUUGGUGAAGGUGGAAUUUGCUAGGCGCAGGAAUAGCAGGUGCGCGCACCAUGCCGUGCAAGGAACGUACACGUUUUGAUAAUUGGAAAGCUGAUCUUAUCCCCAUGCAUGUGAAACUGCUUUCAGGUUUUAACCAAUCGUUAUUUAACUUUUUGAGUUA
This is a messenger RNA of Hevea brasiliensis (rubber tree), 1556 nucleotides long. RefSeq names its product cyclin-dependent kinase inhibitor 7. The coding region runs from base 194 to 844 and encodes 216 amino acids. Gene Ontology annotation, molecular function: cyclin-dependent protein serine/threonine kinase inhibitor activity. The transcript is spliced from 5 exons. The record is from RefSeq and is a predicted model, not a curated record. Gene Ontology annotation, cellular component: nucleus. Gene Ontology annotation, biological process: negative regulation of cyclin-dependent protein serine/threonine kinase activity. Lineage: Eukaryota; Viridiplantae; Streptophyta; Magnoliopsida; Malpighiales; Euphorbiaceae.